Microdochium trichocladiopsis is the source of this 312-nucleotide messenger RNA. RefSeq lists its product as uncharacterized. The annotation marks the transcript as partial. The transcript has a single exon. Lineage: Eukaryota; Fungi; Ascomycota; Sordariomycetes; Xylariales; Microdochiaceae. Gene Ontology annotation, biological process: transmembrane transport. Gene Ontology annotation, molecular function: transmembrane transporter activity. The record is from RefSeq and is a predicted model, not a curated record.
GUACACUGGCUGGUCACGAUUAUGUCUCUCAUGCCUUUUGGCAUUGGCAUGAUUGGCGUUUUUCUGCCCCUGACAACGUAUAUUGUGGAUAGCUAUCCCGUAUAUGCUGCAUCGGCCAUCGCUUCAAACACGUCGCUCAAGAGCCUGGCUGGCACGCUGCUCCCGCUAGCCGGCCCGCAAAUGUACGAGAGUCUAGGCCUGGGCUGGGGAAAUACCGUGCUUGGUCUUAUUUGUUUCAUCAUGUUACCGCUGACGUUUUACUUCUACAAGGUUGGAGGUCGGCUGCGAAAGGGAGAUAGAUUCAUCGUCUGA